This is a messenger RNA of Drosophila rhopaloa, 914 nucleotides long. RefSeq lists its product as uncharacterized. The transcript is spliced from 2 exons. The record is from RefSeq and is a predicted model, not a curated record. Lineage: Eukaryota; Metazoa; Arthropoda; Insecta; Diptera; Drosophilidae. Bases 86 to 529 code for a protein of 147 amino acids.
GCGAUGUAGAUACCAAUCCAAUGCAGAUUCAGAUACAUUAUGCGAAUGCUCGCGUCUCUUGGCUCAGUUGCUCUGCCGCUUCGAAAUGGCCAGCACCGAGAGUCUGGAUGGCAGUGCCUUCGAGGGCGACAUCUCGGGGGUGCCGCAGGUGGGUCACCUGACCACCGAGCCCCAGGAGCUGGAGUGCCCCGCCUGCCAGGAGCUGCAGAUCACCCGCGUGGAGCCGGAGGCGGUGACCAUUCUACAAAAGAUCGUCUGCUCGCUGAAUGUGCUCCUUUGCUGCAAUCCCAUUCGCUGGAAGGGUCGUCAUGAUGUCAACCACUACUGCAGUUCCUGUGGCUGCUUUAUAGGACGCGAUAUCACCCUUAGUUGGUACAAGAGGACUCUCUUCCGCCUCCAAAGGGGCGAGGUGGAGGACAAUGGACGCUGGCAGAGAUUCCACAAGGUGGAGAAGGAGCAGCUGGAUGAGAAGAAGCUGGGAAGGCAGCGCCAGGCUCUAGAAUCAAAACGUUUUAAUGACAAUUAUUAAACAAAAUAUUUUAACAAUAUUUUUAAAUGGCUUUAAAAUAAAAGGGUGGUUUUUUAAAAUGCUUUCAAUGGAAUAAAUAAUGAAAUCCUUAUAUUUAAAGCAAACAUCCUUUUGGAAAAAUGUCUUGUAACAUAUCUUCAGAAAUAUUUAUAAAUUACUUCAAAUUCGCAAAUAAUCAUUAUUUUAGACAUUUAUUAAAAUAAAACUGCAUGGGAUUUUGAUUUAGAAAUUUGACAAAUAAAAUGAUUAUUCCUCUUGGCCACAAUGUGUAUAAAAAUCAACCAAAUUGGAAAUCAAAUAAGACUCUUAUCUCACAAAGUAUAGAAAAAUCAACCAAAUUGGAAACAAAAUAGUGCAGAAGCCUUUUAUAAAGAAACUUGGAAAA